AACAGCUCCGGCGUUUCUGUGGCUUAUCCUAGAACCAAGCGUUUGCACCGACGAGACUCCGCCGGUGACUAAUCGGUCGGAUCUGACCUUAGUUUCGCCGUCUGAUCUGAACAAUGACUGUAUCAGACGACGAAGACGAGAUUUUGGCACAUUUCCUAGAGUCCGAGGUCCUCUACGCCUAUCAAGAAGAGGAGGAUGAACCAAAAACGAAGAGAUUCCGUACUGAGGAAAAUGAUAAAGUAGAGUCUCAAUCGAAUUCAGGUAAACUGAAUAUGAAUCCGGAUUCAGUUCAACCAAACAACAAUAGCAACAAGAAAAAGAGUGUUCCUCGAAGUAUUGAAACUGGGAUUCUCAGCAAGAUUCCUCCUGAGCUUUUCACUCAUAUCCUUAAAUUCCUCUCAUCUGAGGACCUUGUGUCAUGUUCCCUGUGUGGCCAGCUACUACAUGAGAUGGGGUUUAUUGCCACCCACAAAGUAAAGGGAAUCUGCUUGGAAGAAGCAUUAUAUUCAGGAAUUGGCCACCUCAGUUCAAAGAGUGCUACAUUCAAAUGCAAGAAGCAAAAUGGAGCCAUGCAGGCACCUCUUCCUUCACAGGUGAAAGAUGACCGAAUAUUUCUGGACAAGGCAGUUGCUGAUCACGUAUCUAUGUGGAAGAGCAGACAUCGCCUAGCUGAUAAGGUGUUCACUGAUCAUGUGUGUUCCGGAAAAACUUGUUCUUACCACCAAAUUGGAAACGUAUUUGUUUGUGAGAAGACAGGGCAUGUUCAUGUGUGUGAUGAUACUUGCAGAGAAGUCAUUUUGAACCCAACCAAUAAACUUUUGGUCUGCACAAUUUCAGGCCAUUGUUUCGAUAGGUUGCCGUCACCAUCUCAAAUGGAAUUGGAUCCCUUCUUAACUUUGUGCUCAUCAAAAUCUGAGAAGCAGCAGCAGCAGCAAGGUGGUGGCACAGAUGAAGCAGAACCUUUCAUGGGAUCUGGCCGUUUUGCACGAGCUUACUUCCUGGGAUAUAACUGCGCUGAUGAGGAGCUAAAAGCUGCUUUGGGGUUCUGCUGAUCCAAAUCCUGCAUAUUUUGAUCCGGCAGUCUAUAAACGGCAACAAAUAUC
This is a messenger RNA of Rubroshorea leprosula, 1103 nucleotides long. The record is from the annotation of a GenBank genome assembly. Lineage: Eukaryota; Viridiplantae; Streptophyta; Magnoliopsida; Malvales; Dipterocarpaceae.